Molecule: messenger RNA, 1203 nt
Organism: Habropoda laboriosa
Lineage: Eukaryota; Metazoa; Arthropoda; Insecta; Hymenoptera; Apidae
Gene: Ssl1
Product: general transcription factor IIH subunit 2
Exons: 7
Coding region: 1-1203 (400 amino acids)
Biological process (GO): nucleotide-excision repair; regulation of transcription by RNA polymerase II; DNA-templated transcription
Cellular component (GO): transcription factor TFIIH core complex; transcription factor TFIIH holo complex
Molecular function (GO): zinc ion binding
Source: RefSeq, a predicted model, not a curated record
AUGGCUGAUGAAGAAGAAGAAAAGGAAUACAGAUGGGAAACUGGUUAUGAAAAGACAUGGGAAGCAAUCAAGGAAGAUGAUCAUGGAUUAUUGGAAGCAUCAGUUGCAGAUAUCAUUCACAAUGCUAAGAGAAAGCGUCAGAUGGAAAAAAAGGUUGGUGCCAGAUUAGGAAUGAUGAGGCAUGUUUACAUAAUUCUUGAUGCUUCUGAAUCAAUGUCUAUUCAAGAUUUGAAACCAACUCGUUUUUUGUGUUCUUUAAAGCUUUUAGAAGACUUUAUUGAAGAAUUUUUUUACCAAAAUCCUAUAAGUCAGUUAGGUGUAAUUAUUACAAGGAAUAAAAGAGCAGAAAAAAUUAGUGAAUUAGCUGGAAAUUCUAAGAAACAUGUUAAGGAAGUACAAAAUAUGCAACAAAUAGCACCAGCAGGUGAACCUUCAUUACAAAACUCUAUAGAGUUAGCUUUAAAAUCAUUACGUCUUCUACCAUCACAUGCUAGCAAAGAAAUACUCAUAAUUAUAGGAGCACUUACAACCUGUGAUCCAGGAGAUAUUAAUGAAACUAUACAGAAUCUCAAGUCUGAUUGUGUAAGGUGCAAUGUGAUAGGAUUGGCUGCAGAAUUAUUUAUUUGUAAAAGAAUGGCAACAGCAACUGGUGGAGAGCAUGGUGUUGUACUGGAUGACAAGCAUUUCAAAGAACAGUUGAAUAUGCACAUAGAUCCACCACCAGCUGCUACUAGAUUAGAUGCUGCUCUUGUAAAAAUGGGUUUUCCUCAUCAUGCAUUACAUUCUUCUACGAAUGAUUCAGCUAUGGCAGUCUGCAUGUGCCAUGCAGAAAGUUCGGACGAGUCUGUUAAACUUAUUAGUACAGGAUAUCUUUGUCCUCAGUGUUUGAGCAAACAUUGUGAACUGCCUGUAGAGUGUAGAGCAUGUGGACUAACUUUGGUGUCUGCUCCACAUUUAGCUCGGUCCUAUCACUAUUUAUUCCCUGUUGAACCUUUCGAUGAAGUUGGAUAUAGUGGAACUCCUUCAACCUGUUAUGGUUGUCAGAAAACUUUGUCACAAAAAGAUAAAAAGGUGUACAUUUGUAAUAAAUGUAGUCAAACAUUUUGUUUAGACUGUGAAAUAUUUAUUCAUGAGUCUUUACAUACAUGUCCAGGCUGUGCUACAAAUCCGGAGACAUAUCAAAGAACUGCAGAGAGACCUUAA